Molecule: messenger RNA, 1812 nt
Organism: Aaosphaeria arxii CBS 175.79
Lineage: Eukaryota; Fungi; Ascomycota; Dothideomycetes; Pleosporales
Exons: 1
Coding region: 1-1812 (603 amino acids)
Cellular component (GO): mitochondrion
Source: RefSeq, a predicted model, not a curated record
AUGCCACCAGCUAUGAUGGGACCUGACGCGCAGCAACGCAUUGCUGUAGAGGCAGCGGACAUACAGACAUAUCCAAACAAUGCGUGGACACGAUCAACCAAUUCCGACGAUUCCGACCUCACCCAUCCCCACGAUGCAUCGCCGUCGGGCUGUCCAGAAACCCCUCUCCCGCCUUCCAUCCUCAAAUUGCCGAAAGAAAUUCUGUCACAGAUCAACGCGAGCUUCGCCGGCACGCCUCUGUCCGCCUCUUUGUCCAACCCCCCGAUACUUCCUACGCCACUGUUAGGUUCAAAGAUACGAUGGGAGGGUAGUUGGUAUGAUGGAUGGGAGCCCAAAUGGGGUUCUAUACAACCCGACGAGGACAAGGUCCGCAUGGUUGCGAAACCCUUUCUGCGUUUCUGUGGUAUCGAUCCAUCCAACUUCUCCGUCCUCCCAUUCCACCAAGGCAUGUGGAACAAACUCUACCUCAUCAAGUCAACGGACAAGUCGACGCAUGUCACCACAGAGCGCAUCUUCCGGAUUUCACUCCCCGUCAACCCGUGGUUCAAAAUCCAGAGCGAGGUGGCCACGAUGGAAUAUAUUCGUUUGAAGACGUCCAUACCAGUGCCAAAGGUGUACAUCUUUGAGUCGUCGAUGGAGAACGACCUUGGCUUCGAAUGGAUGAUAAUGGAGAAGAUCGAUGGCCAAACCUUCGCCGUCGCAGAGAAUUCCAUGAGCCAAGUGGCAAAGGAGCGCCUCAAUACGACCAUCGCCGAUUGGGUCCACGAACUCGCCAUGUUACAGUUUGACGUCAUUGGCAGUCUCUAUCGGGAGUGGGAUCCUACCAAGGACAACUAUCUCGAGUUCCGCUUAGGCCCCGUGACGACCGAUUACUUCCUCGGCCCAUGGAGGACGGAAAGACCUGUCUUCAAAGGUCCCUUUAGAAAUGAAGCCGAGCUCUAUCGGGCAGUAGUCAUGCUCAAUUUGCAAGACAUUCUUGAUCCGAAGCAGCUUGAUCGUGCUAAGCGUGCCUGGGCGAACGAGGACGGCUACGAGUACGUUUCCUCAGACCAAGCUAUGGGGAUUGAGGAUGAUUGCGACUCAGAUUCAUCAGGCAAAACUCCGACCUUUGAAUCAUACUCCACCGUAUACUCCGAUGAACAAUCUUUUCAACCUUGCGGCGUACAACAAGCAUGCUUUACACUGUUUGACGUCCUUCCGCUUGUUGAAAGAAGACUCGAGAAGUCGCCGCGUAAAUACAUCUUGCACCAUUUCGACAUUUCAAAACAAAACGUUCUAUUGAACGACGACAGAGACGCAAUUGCUCUGCUGGAUUGGGAGAACAUUGCCACAAAGUCGCUGUCCCAGAUAGAUCCCUGGCCGUCCAUCAUCGACUCUACUAGGUACGACUUACCGGAGCCGUGGCAGGAGAGCACACCGAAACCCAGCUGGCGUCUUAAGGCCGAAAAGAAUUACACUACCCGUCUGACUGCAGACAUUUUCAUGUCGCGACUCAAGAAACUCCAAUCGCCGUGGCCACAGAUUGAUACAACGGGCGCGGAGGAGAACUGUGUAGACAUGUUCGAGGAGGAUCUCGCAGAGCUGGGGGCUGUGGCUGAGAGAUUAUACGCUUCGUGGGGUGAGACGGAGAUCUGUGACAGAAUUAGGGAGAAGUGCGGUGAUGCCUUCCUACCUCUUGCGGUCCAAGCCCCCAGAGUGACAGUAAGGGAGGAUCAUCAGACGAGUCCGCGACAUUAUUCCUCAUUCCGCCAUAUUAUAUCCAAUCGCUUGAAGUUUAUAAUUCAUCGGAAGGGCGAUGUGCGGAAACAGUAG